UAAUGGACGAAACAGGUGAUGAGGUUGAAGUGUUACUGGAAACAACUGAUUUGUUAGGAAUGAAGGUGGCGGACUUGAAAAAGGAGUUGAAAUUAAGAGGCUUAGCUAUUACGGGCAACAAAAAUGAAUUAAUUGAGAGACUUCAAGAAGCCAUGCAUCUUUCAAAGGAUGUAGAUCAAACAGAUCCAAGAGAUGAGGUAGAUGAAGAUGAGGUUCUUGGUGAUGAGCACUCAUCUGGUGAGGACACAAUAACAACAGAAGACCACGGGACUGUUAACGAAGAAGAGAUCUUUGGCGCAGUAACAAAAUCAGAAACGGAAGUUCUCACCAAGCCUGUUGUAAAGGUGAAACCAAGUCCCAAGCAACAGGUGAUCAACACAAAAGUUGAUAAAGCACCCAGUAAGGUUACUGGAGUGACUAGAAUUUCAAGACCAGUUUUACAGCAGAAGACUCCAGUAAAAACCUCUGAGAAGAGUGUGGCUGAACACGAGGAAGACCUAAAAAAGAAAGUAGUCAUUACAUCUGUAAAAACCUUGACUCCAGAAAAGGUAUUUUUAUUUUUUUCCCCUUAAUAAACCAUCCAGGUA
Molecule: messenger RNA, 587 nt
Organism: Limulus polyphemus (Atlantic horseshoe crab)
Lineage: Eukaryota; Metazoa; Arthropoda; Merostomata; Xiphosura; Limulidae
Exons: 4
Coding region: 3-572 (189 amino acids)
Biological process (GO): poly(A)+ mRNA export from nucleus
Cellular component (GO): nucleus
Source: RefSeq, a predicted model, not a curated record